GGAAGUAGAAUGCAGCUGAAAUAAACAGGAUCAGCAGGGAGAAACCAAACAGCUUUCUGAAGAGAGAGGGAUGAAUGUGAUUUUGUAGCAGGUUUCAUUUUCAAAUAGCCAAGGACAGCAACUGAACCAAAUUGCUUGGUGACAUUUCCUGCUUUUCAUACAACACAGAUUACAGGAGCCUCGACUACAUUGGUUCUUUACAAUGAGAUUUCUCUCUUCUUUAUGUAAAAUGUGUUGCUUUUAGGGAAUAUAUUCUCAGUGUCCAGGUUUUUCAUUCUGAAUUAGAAAUAAAAAUGUGAAGGGUUAAGAUCGAUUUAUGUGGGUUUAAACCCAGAGGAAUUAGGGAUGCUGUCAUUAUUAUGAGGCAAUGCAGAACCUAUUCCUAGUUAGAGUGACAAUUCUACAUUAAAGGAUCAAAUUGGAAUUUAAAUUGCAACUUGAAUAACUGGUAUGUUGUCUUCAUGCUAAAUUUAUUUAUUUAAAAUGGUAUCCUGCCAUUCUUGUCAAAGACAACCCACAGUGGCUAAAUUUAUGGUCUGAUGGAGCAGUCCUGCUGAAACUAAGCAGAGCUGAGGUUGGUCGGUGCCUGGAAGAGAGGCUGCUUGUGGGAUCCUUAUAGAAGCAAAUUCUGGAUCAAAGAUCCUUGGGAGGGACAAUGAGCGAUUGCUAAGCUGCCUACACUGUUGUUUUUCAGUUGAUCCCUGUGGUUUGAGUUGCCUGAAGUCAUGUCGGACUGGCUGCUCAUUGGAUUGUUUGUGGCACUAGUUGUGCUUCUGCUGUUGACACUCUUUGGCUUUGCUGUUUAUUCGGGGCUCUUCUCAGAAGUGGUUGUGAGUGCUGGCUUGCCCCCCAUCGGCAACAUCACUGUGGCAUAUAAAUUCCAGGUGGGGCCUUACGGUGAUUGUGGAAGGCUGUUUACGGAGAGCUGCAGCAUCUCUCCAAAGCUGUGCUCCAUUGCUGUCUACUAUGACAACCCUCACACGGUGGAUCCAGAGAAAUGCCACUAUGUAGUGGGUAGUAUCCUGAGUGAAGGAGAAGAGAAGCCAGCUGAGAAAGUGGUCCGCAUGUUCCUGAAGUAUGGUUUCAAGAUUAUCAACUUCCCAGCCCCUAGCCAUGUAGUCAUGGCAACUUUCCCCUAUACAACUCCACUGUCCAUCCAUCUGGCAGUGAACCGUGUCCACUCAUCCCUUGACACAUACAUCAAGGAGCGGAAACUGUGUGCCCAUCCCAGAUUGGAGAUCUACAAAGGCAACCAAAUCUAUUUUGUAUGCCCCCUUGCCCGCCAAGGAGACUUCUACGUACCUGAAAUGAAAGAGCUGGAGAAGAAAAGCAGAGCAGCAGCUGCAGAGGCUGAAGAUGCUCAAACAGAUAUCACAGGGGCUGACACCUUGAGUGAGACCAGCUCUAUCAGCCUGGAGGCCACAACUGACAGCCGAGAGACUUCAGUGGCUACUUCCAUCUUGUCCCCCUUCACGUCUGGCCACGGCCGAGAUGAGGCAGACAAUCGCAGUGAGCACAGUUACAGCGAGUCAGGGGCCAGUGGCUCCUCCUUCGAAGAACUGGAUUUGGAAGGCAAUGGUGAUGGUGAUGGAAUGACGGGCCUGUCGUCUGACCUUGGUUCUGCUGAGGACCAGGACACCACCAAGGCCAAGUGGACCAAGGAGCACAUUGCCCUGGAGAAAGAAAAGGUCUCAGCAAAGUGGAGGAUGGGUAACAUCGCAAUAAAACAGGGCAAUGACACAACAGAAGUGGACACAGCUACGUCUCGCCAGUGUUGAUCCUCAGAGGCUAUGAUGCAAUGGUAGUUCUGGAAUGGAAUGGAAAGUUUCUGUGUUCCGUGCUGUGAUGUAGCAGAUUUGCUGUGAUAUCUCAGAUACAGUCGUAAUCAUAGUGGAUUUGACAUAAUGUUGUGCCACUGCUGGAAGUUUAUAUAUAUAUAUAAUUUUCUGGAUAUCCACUAUUUCUGGAUAUUUUUCUGGAAUAAAUAGUUUCCAUACAUAGAAACAAGUUACACAUUCUGCCCUUAUGCAGGAUAAGAAUCCCUAUAGCUUUCACUUCAGUACACCUCUUAGUAGGAUGAAAUGCAGAUGGUCCUUGGUUUGCAUUAGUAAUAUUAUGUGUAUACUGGAUUGGGUCAAACCUGUCUCCAUCAAAAUCACGUUGGGGAUACUGGAUCAGAUUUCUCACUGCUGUAAUUCUUAAUCAAGGUCUUGUACUGACAAAUCGACUGAUAAGAAUCACAUCAAACAGUUUGAAUCCUCAGACCUCCAUUAUUGUGGCUUGAGAGAAAGAUCAAGCUAGCAGGAGGGGGGAAAUGUUGAUAUAUGUGUAUGGGGGGGGUGCAUGUGUGAAAUAUUGAAAAGUUCUGAUUCUCCCCACCACAUUCUUGCUCCUCUUCUUUACAUUCUGUCCUGAAGGUCUUGGAUCAAUGGCUCCCUCUGUUUCUUAAUGGCCUUGGAACCAUGCAGUGGGCAAAGAAGUUCGACAUUCAGCCACCUUCAAGACUUUCCUUGUUUCUGAGCCUGGGGGAAAAUCAAUGGGAUUCAGUGUUAGAACCUUCCCCCAUGGGCUGUGAGGUCCAUAAAGCUACUCAGCUCCCUCCUCCAAGCAAUCACCAUUGAUUCCUUACUUUCUUGUGUUUUUGUUGCUGUGGCCUAUAAAGUUUCUGUUUCUCUUCUG
Rhineura floridana is the source of this 2679-nucleotide messenger RNA. RefSeq names its product testis expressed 264, ER-phagy receptor (gene TEX264). Gene Ontology annotation, biological process: reticulophagy; protein-DNA covalent cross-linking repair. NCBI's taxonomy places the organism in Eukaryota, Metazoa, Chordata, Lepidosauria, Squamata, Rhineuridae. Gene Ontology annotation, cellular component: nucleus; replication fork; endoplasmic reticulum membrane. The record is from RefSeq and is a predicted model, not a curated record. Bases 726 to 1778 code for a protein of 350 amino acids. The transcript has 7 exons.